AUGGCAAUAGAAAAAGUCAUGAUACUAGGGAAUUGGGAACUAUGCCUUUCCAUCAUCAACGCCAUCUUCCCACAACACAGCAAGCCUGGUACUACAGAACAUCAAGUUACUGUACUCACAUAUCCUUCACAAACUCUCAGUCUACCCCCUCAUGUCUCUCCUUCCGACGUUCAGCAUCAGAAGUCAGAUUACACGUCGACUUCACUACAAUCAGCCAUGGCGGGACAAGAUCUUGUCAUAAGCACUAUGUCAGGCGGUGAUUCAGAUCAACAGAUUUGCAUUAUCGAUGCCGCCGUCGCGGCGGGUGUCAAACGUCUCAUUCCUGAUGAGUUCAGUCACGACAGCAUGAACGAGCACAUACAAGGGCGCAUCCCAAAAUAUGCGGGACGAGCGAAAGUCAUUGCCCAUCUCCAAAAAAUAUCCAAAGACCAUCCAGACUUCAAGUGGACUGCAAUCGCGACAGGAUACACGCUCGACACCCAGCUUAUCAGCGGCAACAUGGGUUUCGAUAUGGAAUGGCACAGUGCGACUAUCCACGGUACUGGCAUUGAACCAUUCCCAGCCUCCAGUCUAGAAAGAGUAGGACAAAUCGUCGUUCGCAUCAUACAACAUUGGGACGAGAUCAAGAACCAGUAUAUAUACGCUGCUGGUAUGAUAACAUCUGCCAACGAGGUUCUGAGAUCUGUUGAGAAAGCGACGGGUCACGAGUUCACUGUAGGAAACUACGACGUCGAAGAGUGUAUUGCCGAAGGUCAGAAAAGGAUUGAGAAGGGGUACCCCGAUUCUGGAAUGUUUCUGCUUGAACGAAGUGUGCUGUACGACAAGACACUGGAAGCCUCGAAGCCUUUCAAAGACCGGAGCGCAAACAGUAUAAUGGGACUUACUCCAGAGUCAGUUGAGAUUGUCGUAAGCACGGCUUACCGCGACUUCAAACACCAUGGCAAACCCGGAUGCGGUUGUUCAUCGUAA
Molecule: messenger RNA, 969 nt
Organism: Alternaria burnsii
Lineage: Eukaryota; Fungi; Ascomycota; Dothideomycetes; Pleosporales; Pleosporaceae
Exons: 2
Coding region: 1-969 (322 amino acids)
Molecular function (GO): oxidoreductase activity
Source: RefSeq, a predicted model, not a curated record